CAGUCGAACAACACCAGCGUCAACGAAGCCAACACCAGGACAAAUUCAUACACAAUGGGUCACGCAGCCGGUCUCCGCGCGGGUACGCGCUAUGCUUUCUCGAGAGACUUCAAGAAGAAGGGUAUGAUCCCUCUCUCGACCUACCUCAAGCAGUACAAGGUCGGUGAUAUCGUCGAUGUCGUAGCCAACGAAGGGUAUGCCCUACAAGGUCUACCACGGCAAGACCGGUAUCGUCUACAACGUCACCAAGUCCGCCGUCGGUGUUAUCCUCCAGAAGCAAGUCGGCAACCGAUACAUGGAGAAGCGCAUCAACGUCCGCAUCGAGCACGUCCGCCACUCCCGCUCACGAGAGGACUUCCUCAAGCGCGUCAAGCUCAACUUCGCCAAGCAACAAAAGGCCAAGGAGACUGGCGAGCCCCAACAGAUGAAGCGCCAGCCCGCACAGCCCCGCACCGAGCACAUUGUCAGCCUCAAGGAGCAGAAGCCGGAGAACAUCACACCCGUGCCUUACGAGACUUACAUCUAGACGUGGACAAGUGGGUCCGGGUGGAUUGGCUGGCAAAAUGGGAUACGGAUGGUCAACGGCGUGGUUUCUCGGACUUCUCGAUUAUUCUCCUUCUGCACUUUCUUACGCAUGGAAACCGGCGAUAUCAUGGUGCAGAUACAGUGGUGUGCCAAAAUGGCUUUGAGUGACCCCUCACGCCAAUAAACAUCAUCCUCCAGUCCCAGUCUAUGCAGUGUCUUGCUUGUGUUGAAGUGUUCAGCCUCUCGUUGUCUUUCAUCGCUGUCAACUGUCUUCACUAUGUUCCCAUAAUCCGGUCGUACGAAGCCCACACCUGCGACUAAUGCUUCCAUUGGCUCUCUUUCCUGCAGAGUCCUGCGGAAUGCCAUGCACGCGCCACAGUAUACUC
Messenger RNA from Alternaria rosae, 911 nucleotides. RefSeq lists its product as uncharacterized. The coding region runs from base 55 to 693 and encodes 212 amino acids. Gene Ontology annotation, cellular component: ribosome; cytosolic large ribosomal subunit. Gene Ontology annotation, biological process: translation. The transcript is spliced from 3 exons. Gene Ontology annotation, molecular function: structural constituent of ribosome. NCBI's taxonomy places the organism in Eukaryota, Fungi, Ascomycota, Dothideomycetes, Pleosporales, Pleosporaceae. The record is from RefSeq and is a predicted model, not a curated record.